Molecule: messenger RNA, 756 nt
Organism: Lentinula edodes (shiitake mushroom)
Lineage: Eukaryota; Fungi; Basidiomycota; Agaricomycetes; Agaricales; Omphalotaceae
Product: orotate phosphoribosyltransferase
Exons: 2
Coding region: 1-756 (251 amino acids)
Biological process (GO): pyrimidine nucleotide biosynthetic process; 'de novo' pyrimidine nucleobase biosynthetic process; pyrimidine ribonucleoside biosynthetic process
Cellular component (GO): cytoplasm
Molecular function (GO): orotate phosphoribosyltransferase activity
Source: RefSeq, a predicted model, not a curated record
AUGUCUCCCGAACUUCUCGAGCAAACCUCCCAAUCUUCGUUGAAGCAAUACCAAAUUGAGCUGAUUGACAAAGCCAUGUCAUGUGGAGCACUGAAAUUUGGUUCUUUCACUUUGAAAUCUGGACGCAUCUCUCCAUACUUCUUCAACGCCGGUCUGCUCAGCACAGGACCAAUUCUUGCCGUUCUAUCUGAAGCCUUCGCCGCUACCAUCGUCGCUGCCCAACAACCCACAUCCUCAGGAAAUACACCCAUACCACCAUUCGACGUCCUUUUCGGACCAGCAUACAAAGGCAUCGCGUUUGCUGCUACUACCGCUCUCAUCCUCCAUACACAUCACAGCAACUCCCAAAACUCCAUAUCAACCUCUCCCGAUGCCGGGAUCGGCUUCACCUACAACCGCAAAGAAAUAAAAGCACACGGCGAAGGCGGGUCUCUCGUCGGAUCCUCCGUAUCUGGCAAAAAAGUUGUUAUCCUAGACGACGUGAUGACUGCAGGCACAGCAGUGCGAGAGGCGAUCGAUAUCGUUAAAAAGGAAGGAGGUGAGGUUGUUGGUGUUAUUCAGCUUUUGGAUCGAGAAGAGGUUGGGCAAGAUGGAGUAAGUAGCACGGUUGAUGAGGUGGAAGGAAUUAUUGGGAAAGGCAGAGUUCGGUCGAUUUUGAGGAUGCGCGACCUCAUUGCAUGGUUAGAGAGCAAGGGAAUGGGAAAGGAGUUGGAGGAUAUGAAUGAGUAUAGAAAUAAGUAUGGCUUAAAGAUCUAA